This is a messenger RNA of Pararge aegeria (speckled wood butterfly), 1934 nucleotides long. It is a transcript of the gene Ugt50B3, whose product is annotated as UDP-glucuronosyltransferase 2C1. Lineage: Eukaryota; Metazoa; Arthropoda; Insecta; Lepidoptera; Nymphalidae. Gene Ontology annotation, molecular function: UDP-glycosyltransferase activity. The transcript is spliced from 5 exons. The record is from RefSeq and is a predicted model, not a curated record. Bases 65 to 1630 code for a protein of 521 amino acids.
UCGGUGGCCGAUAAUAUGCCUGCCGGUUCUGCUGGCAGCGUCGGCCUGCGGGAGCGACAUCCUCAUGGUCACGAUGGGUGGCACCAAGUCACACAAGAUACCAUUCCUGGAGCUGGCGAGGGGUCUCAUUAUGAGGAACCACAAUAUCACACUUAUCAGCCCGUUCUCCCCCGACUUCCACAUCGAGGGCUUGGAGGAGAUCGUCCCAGAAGGCCUGAAUUCCUUCGUGCGCGGCUACAUGACCUUAGACCUGGUCGGGGCCAGGAUGAGGGGAGAAGAGCCGCUUCCUUAUAAAGAUAUCAUUAGAUACGGUUAUGAGGCAUGUGAGGCCUUCCUCAGCGAUUACGAGACGAGGUCCUUUUUAAGGUCCGGAAGGAGUUACGAUCUGAUCAUUUUGGAUGGUGCCUAUCCGGAAUGCGCUUUGGGCCUGGUCUACCGGAUGAAGGUGCCGUUCAUGUACAUUAACACCGUGGGCUUUUACGCUGGCCCAACGAGCAUAUCCGGCAGUCCAGCGCCUUACUCCGUCACACCGAUCUUCGCCAAAGCUUUCACCGACAACAUGGGAUUUGUUGACAGAGCGUUGAACGCCUUUUGGCACCUCGGAGCAAUGCUGGGGCAUAGAAUAAGCGUGACCAUACUGCAAGGGGUGCUGAGGAAGCAUUUCGGUCCGCAAAUUCCGCACGUGUACGACAUGGGGAAGAACGUCAGCUUUAUUCUCCAGAAUGGGCACUAUUCGGUGUCCUACCCGAGACCGUUUCUGCCAAAUGUUGCUGAAGUAGCGUGCAUUCAUUGCAAAGAAUCUAAGAAGUUGAAUUCCGAUCUGGAAGAAUGGAUAUCUGGGGCCGGAGAAGCGGGUUUUGUUUACGUUUCGAUGGGAUCUUCAGUUAAAACUAACAAAAUGCCUUUAUCCGCUCAUCGUCUCUUCGUUGAUGCCUUAGGAAGAUUACCGCAAAGGGUUCUGUGGAAACAAGAUGGAGUCCAGAACUUGACUGACAUCCCGUCGAAUAUACGCCUUUAUAACUGGUUACCGCAACAGGAUUUAUUAGGUCACCCCAAAAUCAAAGUAUUCAUCACCCACGGAGGUCUUCUCAGCAUGUUUGAAACAGUCUACCACGCAGUCCCGAUCAUCAGUAUACCAGUCUUCUGCGACCACGAUUCCAACGCGGCCAAAGCUGAACUAGAUGGUUACGCCAAGAAACUCGACCUUCAAUAUCUAACCUCAGACAAAUUGUACAAAGCUAUCAAAGAAGUAAUAAACGAGCCCAAGUAUAAGUUACAAGUUAAAAAUAGGCAGGUGCUUUUAAGAGAUCAGAAAGAAACUCCUUUAGAAAGGGCUAUCUAUUGGACCGAGUACGUGAUGAGGCAUAAAGGAGCUUAUCAUUUGCUAUCGCCGGCUAAGGAUUUGAAUUUCUUCCAAUAUUACAUGUUGGAUGUAGCAGUCACUUUUCUAAUUAUCUUGUUAACAAUUUACGCUCUUAUUACUUAUAUGGUACGAUUGAGUUUCAAAUGGCUGAUCGAUUACGUACAGAGUAAACGUAUGGAUAAUUUGAUUGACAAGUCAAGCAAUUUGUUGAAUAGAUCGACGAAAUUAAUAGACCGAUCGUCGUCAACGAAGAAAAAGAAGUUAUAAGAUAUAAAUACCAAGCUAAAGUUAUAGCCAAAACGCCGCGUCUAACCUGUUUCCUACGUGGAGUUCAAGCAUGCGUCCCGCUUGCGACCAAUCACAAGCCUUGCUAAAACGUGCGCUUCGUCUGAUUGGUCGUUCGCUUCUCGUAAUCUUGAAUGCCGCAAAUGAUGCAGGUUUUACGCCACGGUUUGGCCUUGCCUUAGUGAUAAAUUUGUUAGUUACCGUAAAAGUUACCCUAAGAGAUUAACACUCGUAUUCGCAAAAGUUACUAUGAAGAAAGCCUCACAGCAUUCUAAAAGAAAGUGUG